AUUGUUAAUGGUUUAAGUUUUUUGGUUGAUGAUUUUAAAGCUGCUAAUACAUUGGGCAACACUAGUUAUAAGAUAACACAAAAUGAUGAUCGAAAAGUAAGAUUAAAUUGUUCAGUUGUUUGUUGUAGGUACGUGAUUGAAUUUUAAAAAUAUAUAUUUUAACAUGAAUAUUUGUACUUAGUUAGAUAUAAAUGUGGAAAUAUAUUUGCCUCAACGUAUUCAUAUACUAUACACACCAGUAUCCAGCAGUAUCCAGUGAAGCAAGAGAGAAAAUUAUAGAAGCCAUAGCGACUCGUUACAAUCAUAGUACCAAGAGUUUAGAUUUGUCACAAUUCCAUGCUUGUUCAGAUCCAACAAAUGGCGCCUUCAGCAACAGCAAUUAAUAUCCAACCAGAUUCGCAACAGCAGUCUAAUGCCUCAUUUCCAAUGAUCAACACAAUAUCACCUUCAACAACAGCAUUUUAUACACCAUCAAGUCCUGCUUCCUUGCCUGUAAAUCAAUUGUUGACUGUAGUGCCUGUAAAUUUGAUGAGCGAUACUAAUGCAAAUCCCGAUAAGAUGAGUUUGGUUAACAGUUUUUCUAAUGAGUUUGGAAUGAAUAAUGAAUGGUCUGAAAAAUGUUUAGAAGAAAAUGGUUGGAAUUAUACUAAAGCUGCUUCAUGUUUUUCAGACCUAAAGGCUAGUAUUCCACCUAUGGCUUUCAUACUAUAA
Acyrthosiphon pisum (pea aphid) is the source of this 711-nucleotide messenger RNA. RefSeq names its product nuclear RNA export factor 1-like. The coding region runs from base 337 to 711 and encodes 124 amino acids. Gene Ontology annotation, molecular function: RNA binding; protein binding. The record is from RefSeq and is a predicted model, not a curated record. The transcript has 3 exons. Gene Ontology annotation, cellular component: nucleus. NCBI's taxonomy places the organism in Eukaryota, Metazoa, Arthropoda, Insecta, Hemiptera, Aphididae. Gene Ontology annotation, biological process: poly(A)+ mRNA export from nucleus.